AUGGAGGCACAAUUCGAAAUGUAUUUCGCAAAAAUGCAAAAAGAGAUGCAGAUUCAAACCGACUUAAUAACUAACAGGAUAACGGAUAAAAUAGAUGAAAAACUGAAACCUUUAAUGGAACAAAAUGAAACAUUAAAAAAGAAGGUGGAUCAAUUGGAAAAGAAAAUAGAAUAUAUGGAAAAAGAGAAGAAAAGCAACAACUUAAUAAUACACGGGCUACAAGAACGGGAAAAAACCACAACAGAACUAAUAAAAUAUGUGCAAGAAAAAUUCCUGACAGAAUUAAACAUAUCAAUAGAAGCUGCCGACAUAAACAAAAUUUAUCGUAUCGGAAAAAACAAAAAAGGAGAGAAGCCAAGACCAACACUCCUAUCCUUUGUGAGUGGAUGGAAGAAAAUGGAAGUACUUAAAAACAAGAGCAAGUCAAAGGAACUACAGCUCACGGAGGAUUACUCCAAGGAAAUUUUAGAAAAGAGGAAGGCAUUAAUACCACAACUAAUUGAAGAAAGGAAAAAAGGAAAGGUCGCCUACAUAAAAUACGAUAAACUGAUAGUUCAAGAAAACGAAAACUCAAAAGACAGUAGAAAAAGAGAACUGUCUAUUUCCCCAUCAACUAACCCACAGUCAAAAAAACUACAAACCUCUACCUCAUCAGGGAAUAACAGAACGAACGCAUUUGAUCUAAUGAGAGCUAGAUCUAACUCAAACUCCUCUGAUUAUGUGAGGCAGCGGCCAGUAAACGGACCGGAAGAAUCGACAUAGCAACUAAAACCACAAACAACUAAAACAUUAGGU
Molecule: messenger RNA, 795 nt
Organism: Cydia strobilella
Lineage: Eukaryota; Metazoa; Arthropoda; Insecta; Lepidoptera; Tortricidae
Exons: 1
Coding region: 1-762 (253 amino acids)
Source: RefSeq, a predicted model, not a curated record